Messenger RNA from Nothobranchius furzeri (turquoise killifish), 7289 nucleotides. Its product is annotated as plasma membrane calcium-transporting ATPase 1. Gene Ontology annotation, biological process: regulation of cytosolic calcium ion concentration; calcium ion transmembrane transport. The record is from RefSeq and is a predicted model, not a curated record. Gene Ontology annotation, molecular function: PDZ domain binding; ATP hydrolysis activity; P-type calcium transporter activity. NCBI's taxonomy places the organism in Eukaryota, Metazoa, Chordata, Actinopteri, Cyprinodontiformes, Nothobranchiidae. Gene Ontology annotation, cellular component: plasma membrane; intracellular membrane-bounded organelle.
CUCACCUCUGAGCCAGAUGUCCACUUCCUACCUCAUCAUCUCAUUAUCUCCCAGGUCCACCUUAAAACACGCAGAGGGCUGGCCCCUCCCUCUGUCGCCCUUGUGAGCGCGAGGCAUUGACGGCGCGAGGCGAAACCGGAGGGGUCAUUUUACCGCCAUUCCGGCGACGGGACCGAAGACUGGAAUUCCCCGGUGGGGAGAGAGAGGUGUGAAGCCAAAGGAACAUGUUUACUUCCCUGUUUCCAUGGUAAAAAGGAGCAUGCAAGUCCAGCCCGGGAGCUGAACCAGUGUUCGUCUCCUUCAACACUACCAAGCAACACUAGCCACCAUUCCUGUGAAGUGACACAGUCAAGAUUCAGCAGACAUUAGGAGGAACAACUCUGCUGUAAAAACAAUCAGCAUGGCCAACAACACGGCCGACCAUCCUCCAGGAAACUCUGUUGCUGAAGGUAACCAUGACGGGGACUUUGGGGUGACGAUGGAGGAACUGAAGUCCCUUAUGGAGCUUCGGAGUGCUGAGGCUGUCAGUAAGAUCCAAGAAAAAUUCGGAGAUGUGCAGGGGAUAUGUCGCCUCCUGAAGACAUCAGUUAUAGAGGGUCUUUCUGGAAACCCGGUGGAUUUAGAAAAACGUCACUCAGCCUUUGGAAAGAACUUCAUUCCCCCAAAGAAGUCCAAAACCUUCCUGCAGCUGGUGUGGGAGGCUCUGCAGGAUGUUACACUUAUUAUCCUGGAAAUUGCUGCAAUUAUUUCUCUAUGCCUGUCCUUCUACCAUCCACCAGGGGGCAAUGCUGAAGCCUGCGGCCAAGCUGCUGGCGGCGUCGAGGACGAAGGUGAAUCUCAGGCUGGCUGGAUCGAAGGUGCCGCCAUCUUGUUCUCUGUCAUCAUUGUUGUCCUGGUGACCGCCUUCAAUGAUUGGUCCAAGGAAAAGCAGUUCCGUGGACUGCAGAGUCGUAUUGAAGAGGAGCAGAAGUUAACCGUCUGUCGUCAAGGUCAAGUGAUCCAGAUCCCAGUAGCGGAGAUCGUAGUCGGAGACAUCGCUCAGAUUAUGUACGGAGACGUGUUGCCUGCUGAUGGGAUUCUGAUUCAGGGAAGUGACCUGAAGCUGGAUGAGAGCUCUCUGACUGGAGAGUCUGAUCAGGUCCGGAAGUCUCUGGAGAAGGACCCUAUGUUGCUUUCUGGGACAAAAGUGAUGGAAGGAUGCGGCAAGAUGGUGGUGUCAGCUGUAGGCCUCAACUCCCAGACAGGCAUCAUCUUAACCCUGCUGAGCACCAGUGAACACAAUGAAGAGAAGAAGGCCAAGAAAAGUAAAAAACAAGGACCCCCUGAAAAUCGCAACAAAGCCAAGACUCAGGAUGGAGUCGCUCUGGAGAUCCAGCCACUGAAGUGUGAGGAGGCUGCCGAGUUGGAGGAGAAAGCUGAGGUUAAACAGGUGAAGAAGGUCAAUGUGACGAAGAAGGAAAAGUCUGUGCUGCAGGGAAAGCUGACGAGACUCGCUGUACAGAUUGGAAAAGCUGGUCUGUUCAUGUCGACCCUCACCGUCAUCAUCCUCAUCGUCUACUUUGCGAUUGACACCUUUGGGAUCCAGGGUCGGCCCUGGUUGGUUGAGUGCUUACCAAUAUACAUCCAGUAUUUAGUAAAGUUCUUCAUCAUCGGUGUGACGGUUCUGGUGGUAGCAGUUCCUGAGGGUCUGCCGCUGGCUGUUACCAUCUCUCUGGCUUACUCAGUUAAAAAAAUGAUGAAGGACAAUAACUUGGUGCGACACUUGGAUGCGUGUGAGACUAUGGGCAACGCCACAGCCAUCUGUUCAGACAAAACGGGUACACUCACCAUGAACCGCAUGACGGUGGUGCAGGCGUUCAUUGGUGAUUCACACUUCAAGAAAGUCCCUGAGCCGGAUGCCAUUGAGCCAAGAGUUCUGGACAUGUUGGUUAACAGCAUCUCAAUUAACUCAGCGUACACCUCUGAUAUCCAGGCUCCGGAGAGAGAAGGUGGCCUCCCCCGUCAUGUGGGUAACAAGACAGAGUGUGCUCUGCUGGGUCUUGUUCUGGAACUAAAGAGGGAGUAUGAUUCAAUCAGAAACGAGAUCCCUGAGGAACAACACUUCAAGGUGUACACGUUUAACUCCUCUCGCAAGUCAAUGAGCACCGUGCUAAAGAUCCCUGAUGUAGGCUUUAGGAUGUACAGCAAAGGAGCAUCAGAGAUCAUCUUGAGGAAAUGUUCCCAUAUCUUAGAUGCCCAUGGUCAGCCCCGCAUCUUCAAACCGAAAGACCGCGAGGAGAUGGUGUGUAAGGUAAUCGAGCCAAUGGCGUGUGAAGGGCUGAGGACCAUCUGUGUGGCGUACAGGGACUUUCCCGCUGAAGCUGGAGAGCCAGACUGGGACAAUGAGAAUGAAAUCCUGAGUGGUCUGACCUGCAUUGCUGUGGUGGGCAUUGAGGAUCCCGUCAGACCCGAGGUACCCGAGGCUAUCACUAAAUGUCAGCGUGCAGGAAUCACUGUCCGGAUGGUUACUGGAGAUAACAUCAACACGGCCCGCGCCAUCGCUGCCAAGUGUGGCAUAUUGCAGCCGGGGAAGGAAAGCCUGUGUCUGGAGGGCAAAGAGUUCAACCGUCUAAUCAGAAAUGAAAAGGGAGAGGUGGAACAAGAACGUCUGGACAAGGUUUGGCCCAAUCUGCGUGUUCUGGCCCGCUCAUCACCGACAGACAAGCACACACUGGUUAAAGGCAUCAUCGACAGCACGGUGGGAGAAACCCGACAGGUGGUGGCAGUGACGGGAGAUGGUACCAACGAUGGCCCCGCCCUCAAGAAAGCUGAUGUUGGCUUUGCCAUGGGAAUCGCCGGCACGGAUGUGGCUAAAGAAGCAUCUGACAUCAUCCUAACCGAUGACAACUUCACCAGCAUCGUGAAGGCUGUCAUGUGGGGAAGAAACGUCUACGACAGCAUCUCCAAGUUCUUGCAGUUCCAGUUGACUGUCAACGUGGUGGCUGUGAUUGUGGCGUUCACUGGCGCCUGCAUCACCCAGGAUUCUCCUCUGAAGGCCGUCCAGAUGCUGUGGGUCAACCUCAUCAUGGACACACUGGCGUCUCUUGCUCUGGCCACUGAGCCGCCCACAGAGUCUCUGUUGCUACGGAAACCAUACGGACGCAAUAAGCCUCUCAUCUCCAGGACGAUGAUGAAAAACAUCUUGGGCCAUGCUGUGUUCCAGCUUGUCAUUAUCUUCACGCUCCUCUUUGCGGGUGAGAAGAUUUUUGACAUCGACAGCGGCCGUAACGCCCCUCUGCACUCACCUCCAUCCGAGCACUACACCAUCGUUUUCAACGUUUUUGUUAUGAUGCAACUGUUCAAUGAGAUCAACGCCAGGAAGAUUCACGGAGAAAGAAAUGUGUUUGAGGGCAUUUACAAGAACCCUAUUUUCUGCAGUGUUGUACUUGGGACCUUUGUGCUGCAGAUCAUCAUCGUUCAGUUCGGAGGGAAGCCAUUCUCCUGCCACCCUCUGACCCUGGACCAGUGGCUGUGGUGUGUGUUCAUCGGAGUGGGGGAGCUUCUGUGGGGACAGCUGGUCACUAGUAUCCCAACUCGCCACCUAAAAUUCUUGAAGGAGGCUGGACACGGGAUCACCAGUGAGGAGAUUCACGAGGAGGAUCUGACGGAAGGCACGGAUGAGAUCGACCACGCUGAGAUGGAGCUGCGAAGAGGCCAGAUCCUCUGGUUCAGAGGUCUAAACCGCAUCCAAACUCAGAUGGAUGUGGUCUAUACCUUCCAGACGGGCCAGGCAGCAGUGCCUGGUGCCCUGCGCCGCCAGCCGUCCGUCGUCAGCCAACACAAUGACGCCACUGCUGUCAAAACUCUUUCUAGCCCCACCCACGUAGGGCUUAGCUCCUCCUCCUCUGUCACCAACUCAGCUGGGGCUCCACCCACUGCUGCUGCUUCUUCCUCUACUGCAGGCAAUUAAGGUGGUGAACGCGUUCCGUAGUCCCCUGUUUGAGCUGGAGAGCCCACAGUCCAUCCAUUCCUUCAUGGCCCAUCCUGAGUUCCUGCCACAGUCAGAGGAGGAGGCUCACUCUUACGCCACCGAGGAGCUCGACCCCCUCCCUGAAUCCUCAUCUGGGCCUGCAGGAGGACAACCUCACACCACCUCCUCCGACAGCAGCAAAUCAACCAUCUGAACUGUGUGUGAGGAGGGAAUCCUUCGCCUCCAUGUUGUCUUUUCAUGCCGAGUUUAGUCUUCUGCUUGUGUUUUUGUCCCAUCAGCAUCACAUCCAAUCAGUUCCAGGGUGGAGUCAGAAGUGUUUUCCUGACCAUCUUUACUUUGUUGAUGAUCCUUGUGAGAAGCUAUUAAAAGCUUUAUGUUCCAACAUCUCCAGACCUGAGGAGGUGCGUCCUCUGCUCUGUGUCGGGGUCCUCCUGUUCUCGGUCUGAUGCAGCUGAAGAUCACGGCGGUCAGUCAAACAUCCAGAGAGAGAGAGAGAAGGGUGUGUCUCCUCCAGGUGGACUAGGACAGAAGCAGCUCUCAUGUACCAUAUGAAUGUUCCAUUGGGUCAAAGUUCACAGAAAGUUCUUCCUGUUUGGUUUUUGUUUCGUCUCCACGACAGACGUGGAACACAGAAUGUUUACUUCCCAGAUAACCAAAUACAGCGGCAUUUCAUUUCAUCUCGUCAGGGUUCUGGUUCCUUUUUCUUCACCGCCAAGUCUGUCCACAGCCCCAUGGACGGUCCACCUGGACACUAAUACAGCUGUCCAUGUCGCCCCCUGUCCCACCUGCAGGUGUCCUAGCUUGUGUAACCAUGACACAACUUCCUGUUUUCUAGAUGAGAUGGAAAACCCUGAAUGAGGAAGUUGGACCUCAAAAGAGCAUCAAUGUGGUCCUAUUGGUUCUCUGUGUAGGAAGUAGUGUUGGAGCUGGGAACAGAACCUGGACUAGUCUUUGUUCUGUCUAUCAGAUCCAGGAUCAGCUGUCAGUGACAUCACGCAGCGGCAGUGAGCAGGGGGGUUGUCAUGGUGAUGACGCCUGUCCACUCGGCUGUGUUUGACAUGCGUUGGUGUUGAAGCCACACUGAGGUUUAUGGGAGACUGAUGAUGUCACCAGUCAGCCUGUAGAGUUAAUUCCACUGUGUCCUGCCGCCGCUUCUGGCCCCGCCCCUUCCUUCUCUGCCCUGUCUGUAGAUGAAAGAAGGAAUCACUCAGCAUCUGGAGGCGGCGGCGUUUAGCCUCUUACGACAACAGCCACCAGCCGUUCAGUGUAACCCUAACCCUCGCUGAGGUGAUGUGCUGCUACUGCCAUACCUGUUCAGAGCCAUAUUUUAUAGGAUGUUGUUUUCUGCCAUUGUUAGUGGGCCCACCCCCCAGCCCUUUACUCCAAACAUGACCAAAAGCCAGAAGAAGCUCCGGUGGUCACUGCCGAACCUCUGCCAUGUUUACAUGAAGCGCGAGUCGUUGGUGGUUCGCCUUCAUCCAGCCACUUCCUGUCUCAUUCCAUUUUUACACUAACUAUUAAAACGCCAUGGGGAAUCUUACUUGCAUGGUUUUCAUAUAAAAUUCAAUGUUUUGCUCAUUUUUUACGACUUCUGUAUUUUUAUAUUAAGUACUUUUUAAUAUUUUGGAGAUGUGAGUAAAUGUAUGGGCUGAAGUGCUUGAGAGGAACCUACUGUGGACUUUUUACAGCUCCAUGUUGUCACCUGAUGUUAGGGCUCAGAAACCUGCAGUGACUUGUUUACUUCCUGUCAGCUGUUGUCCUUUAACCUAGUGUGUGGCUCAAACCCCUCCCAACUGUUUCAUAUCCAUGAAUGAGUGAAUCGAUGCGUGUUCGGUUUCCAGCUGCAGCCGUCACAGUUGCCAUGGGCCACAGUUGUGUCCUGCUUAAGCCCCACCCAUCAGUAGGGGUGGGUGGGGCCUAAAGUAGAGCACAGCUGCAGGACAUCACUUCCUGUUUCUGCCAUGGGACCCAGUAGUGCACCUGCACUCUGACGCUGUAAAUCCCAUCCUGUAAGUGAGCGAUGUAAGGGGAAUCAGCCAAUCAUCACCCAGUGUAGCUUUAAGAAUGUUCUGCCAAAGUCCCUUGUUUUUGUCACAUGACCACCCCCCUACUCUGGGGUUGUUUGGACUGGUUUCCUUUUGGUCCCACCGUUUCCAUCAGGACAGCUCAUCCAGACUGCAUCACUUCCUCUACAGAGCACUACUUCCUGUUUGCAAACUGAAAAUUCUGUGGAGAACCUUCUCAUCGGUUCUAAUUAAGUGGAGUAUCACAGCAGGUGGAACUCUUAUGUUUGGUACGUGUAUCAGAUAUAAAGAUAAAGACUAAAGAUGGUUCUCAGUACUACUUUAUUGCAAAAAGACUGAAAGGGUUUUGUUCCUGUAAUUAAUUCUAGCAGUAAUAACCCUUGGUGGUAUUUUUGUAAAAACAUGAUAUCAUCUAUGUGGCAUGCAUGACAUAUAUACAGAAUAUGGUGGUUUAAAGCAAUAUGUGCAGCCUGGUGCGAUUGGUUCUGUUGUGUUCUGUGUAGUUUAAAGACAACAAAAAACACUAAAAAACGGUUCAGUAUCUGUUUAAUGUUCUGUGUUCUGCAUGUUUUAGUACGGAAGGAAACUUUCCAAGUGUUGACUCCUUUUCCAAAACACACACACACACUAUUUGCACUGAGGUGAAACACACUAAGGAAAUCUAGUGUGUGAUUUAUCUACCUGGGUUUGGUCAGGACUGUCCUGAUGAAUGGAUGAACUGUCAAAUUUAUUAGUUUGAAAUAAAAUACAUGUUUGAUUUAAAUGUUUUCACAAUAAAAGUUUUUAUUAAUUAAACUACUUGUUUUUGAUUUAUGACCAAACUGAAUUAAUAUUUGAUAUUUACCAAAAUGUUAAAACAAACUUUACCUUAUCAGGUGGUGACCUCAGUGUUUCUUCAGAUUCUGUUAGUUCAUCCUAAACCAAAAGGGUGUGUGUGUGUUUCCUCCACCCAUCUUCCAUCCCAUGUUUCUGUCAGAUGUCCUGUUUGCUUCGAUCUAUGCAACAGAAUCGCCUCGUUUGGCUCCAGUUAAAUCUUCAUCUAGUUCCUCACUGUCUUCACUUUGUUAGUUUCAGUUGCUUGUACAGACAGAAGCACGACACAUGAACACCGAUGUAUGUUUGUGUGUUCACACACGACUCGUUUGCUUUACUCUUUUGUAAGACAUGAUCGUGUGGAAUGCCCUGGUCUUCGUCCUGUCCUUUGAAUAUAAACUGAAAACAUAAAGCAACAGAGUAAAGGUUGUUCUGUUAAUAUAUAAAUCUAUAUACAGAAAAUAAAGCCAUUGAAAUUUGAA